CUGCCUGGGAAGUGCCCUGGGAAAAGGCUGCAGGGCAGAGCCGUCCCCGCCCCCCCCCCCGCGCUGCCAGCCCCGGGCCCGAGACCCUGGACCGCCCUGGCCGGUGCUGCCUCCCUCUCGGACCAAGCGUCUCCAUGGACUUCGGGUGGAUUCUGUCUGUUCGUUCAUCUUCUGGGACGCACUGAGUUUUGUCUGCCUGGCGCCUGAGCAUCCUGCCUGCUGGAGAUGGGUCAAUAGGGGAAUCGCCAUGGGGGAAAUGGCCUGUCCCUCCCUGCAAACCGCCCGGGACUAGGGGCACCGUGUGGCCGGCUGUAACUAGCGGCUGCUGGGUGCAUGAGUCUCGAACCCUUUGCUCCGCUGCACCCCACACUUCUAUGGAUAACGUUUAAUUGACUCCAUGCUCAGAUCUGCCUGGCAGGAUUCCUGCUUGUUGGGUAUCCCCCUUCUCCCCCACCUCUUUUGUUUGGCUGCUGCAGAGGUGUCAACCUAAGGGUGUUUGGGGGAUUGAAACCCCACCCCAGCAUUCAAGUCAAGUGAGCCCCACUCAGUCCCUAGGUCUGAGAGAGUGGGGAUGGUAGCAGGGCAAGUCCCUGCUAAGCAAGGCUGUCUGGUGAGCAUGGAGCCGGAGCUCUCAGCUGGGGAAGCCUGGUCCAUUUUUAGCCUGUUCUAGGUAGCGGAAGCUGGGAGCUCAUGAAUGCUGCCUGAGAACCCCUCACUGGGAGAGGGGUGAACAGCUCUUUCCUCAUCCAGUGCUCCCCAGCUGGUCUGUGACCCUCUCUCCAAACUCCCUGGGGAGAGUGGGAUUGAGGAUGCUCCUAAACCCAAUUGGGAAGGUGGAUGAGACUUCUUUCCUAUCGAGCCUGGCUGCUCCGGUUUCAGAGGCCUGGUCUGGAGAGGGCCGCUCCCAUCACGUCUCUGUGUCUUUAUGGCGCAAAACAUUCACCUGCAGAUCUGAUCCUGGGUUCCUCUAGUCUUAGCUCCAUGCAGUUUUGGAGCUGCUUUCAGGGAUGGCAGACGGCAGUGGGACACUCAGCUCCUGGGAAGCUGUUCUGUGUCUGGUGAGGAGUAUUGAGCUGGAUGUUCCCCCCCAGGGCAGGAUGCUGAGACAGAGGGAUCCCAGGGCAGCUUGUUCUGUGACUGAGAAGAGGUGGCUCUAGACUGGCCUUGCCAAAGCACUUGGGGCUGUUACAGUGAACCCCAAACUCAGAGAGCAGUGUCCCCAAUCCUGCCUGACCUAGAAUCCCCCUCCCAGCCCCAGGGUGGAUGGGGCAGCACAUGGCCAGCUCAAAGCAGUAGGGACAGAGAGAACAGAAUAAAAACCGCACAGAUAGCCAGAAAAGCAAGCGUCGCUUGGUCUGGUCCCGGCUGCUGUUCUGGGCAGGCCAGCCAGCCCCGCGUCCUGACUGUUGCUCCCUUUGGCAUCAGUUCCGUUAACUGCACCAGGCUUCCCAUGCACCACCUGGGCCAGGACUACGUCUUUUCCUGACCUGGAAACGAGUCAUGCCAUCUCCCAGUGACUCCAGCCAUUCCCUGACUGGCCGCUCCUCCCGCAGCCUCACCCAUCUCCGAGUGCAGAGGACCUGGCUGCAGAUCCUGCUGGUGCUGGGCUUCAUUCAGAUCAUCCUGGGUAUCCUCGUCAUCACCUUCAGCCUUGUGGCAGCUACCAUCACACCCUCCACCAAGGUCCGGCACGCCUGCCCCUCCUGGGCCGGCUUCUUGUUGGCGCUGUCUGGGCUCAUCGGCAUCGUCUCCUGGAAACGUCCCUUCACCCUGGUGAUCACCUUCUUCACGCUGCUCUCCGUGCUGGGCAUCAUGCUGAGCCUCGCCGGCUCCAUCCUCUCCUGCCAGAACGCUCAGCUGGUGAAGUCCUUGGAGGCCUGCACUAGGGAGAAAGACUCCUGUGUCUGCUGCCAGGCCCGCUCCGAGUACCCGUCCAUGGGUCCCGCCUGCAGCAGGCAAGGCGAGAUACUGACCAUGUUCCCCAACCCUGACUGCUGGAGCGUCCGCAUGGCUUUGAAGGAUCUUCUAUUCAGUGUUUGUGGCCUGACCAUCUUCUCCACCAUUGUCUGCACGCUCUCAGCUGUCAUGUGCUGCAUCCAGAUCUUCUCCCUGGACAUUAUCCAUGUGCUAGCCCCACAGCGCUCCAGUUCGGUGACCCUGGAGUGCACGUCGCCCCCAGACCCCUUCCUGCAGAACAUGAUAGACUUUGAGGAGUUUGUGCCCCCAGUGCCACCGCCCCCGUACUAUCCGCCGGAGUACACCUGCAGCUCCGAGACCGACGCCCAGAGCAUCACCUAUAACGGUUCCAUGGACAGCCCUGUGCCUCUCUACCCCACUGACUUCCCCCCAUCCUACGAGACUGUCAUGGGACUCCGGGCAGGCAGCCAGGCCACGCUGUUUGAUUCGCAGCUCACGGAUCCGUCACAUGGCUGCACCUGUGACCACGUCCCCUCCAUGGUGCUCAGCGGGGAAGUGUCCAUGGACAGCGGCUCCCUGGUCAUGUCCGAGAUCAUCGACAUCCCCGGAGACAGCAGUCCCUCAGAGGACUCCUGCUUGCUGGAGCUGCAAGGCUCCAUGCGCUCGGUGGACUAUGUCCUCUUCCGCUCCAUCCAGCGCAGCCGCGCGGACUACUGCCUGAGCGUGGACUGCGUGCAGUGCGGCCACCAUCCCCGCAGCCCCACACUGGGCCUGCAGGGCCCCUUCGAGGAUAUACCCCGGCCCCGGGUGCGGGGGGAGCGCUCUUACUCCUGCUCCACCCCUGGCCCCAGUUACGAGAGGCUCUUGGAGACAGGCGGGGCCGUGACCCACAGCUGCAAUCGUCUGGAAGGGCUGGCUCGCUGCGCUGGGCCUUGCUUCCCUGAGGUGCGACUCAAGGGCAAGAGCUCGCUACCAGGGCACCAGGGCAUCAGCUACACCGGCUCCCUGUAUCCGGAGCACGGGCACCGCCGCCAUCAGCGACGCAACAGUGAGACAUCCUGCCUGCUGGCCCCAGCCCGGGGCCUGAGCCAACGGCCGCUCAUGCGGUCACACAGCGACCCUGGCAUUGCUGUUGCCAGUGAUCCUGCCAACUUCAGGGAUCUGCUUUAUACCAAAGCGCUGGAGGAUGAUGCAUCCAAUUCUUCUGCAGACACAGGACUGUGCUCUGAAGCCUGCCUGCUCCGGCUCUCGCACUGCGACUCACCCCCACUCCUCCAGGCCACCUCUGCCAGGAAGAACAAGAUGCCAGUGCCCAAGAAGGUGACACAGCGGCUGUCGAAGGCAGCGACGCGCUCCCUGGGGGACCUGAAGGUUUGUCGUGGUACCCGGGGGCUGGUGGCCAGAUUCCUGCAGAGAUCCAAGCGCAGCCUGGUGUCUGGCGUGGAGAUGGCUGGGCACAGCUCCCAGGGCCACAAACAGGUGCCUCGGAGUCUGUGGCAGGCAGCAGAGCACACGCUGCCUGAAGGGAUUCACUUGCAGAGCUGCGGAGACCUGAGCUCCACCUCCUCGCUGCGUCGCCUCCUGUCUACCCGCCAGCUGGAGUGCAGCCGUCCGCACAGCCUCAAUGGGGUCUACAAGGAGAGCAUCCUCUGAGGGGAGCUGCCACCUUGCCCUCAGCCUUGCCUGACCCUCUCAUACCCCAGCCCAGCUGGGAGUCUCCACCAGCAUCAGGCUCUCUCUGCCUGGGGUCCACAGCAAGAACUGGAAACAGCCGAAGCAGGCCUUUCCCCUGGGUGCUGGGGAGGGGCCAUGGGCUGGCUCAUUCCCAGCAGACAUUCCUCACUGCUAGGUGACAGUGGGAGAAAGCACAAGCUGAGGACACACACACAGACUGCCAAGGGCAGAGCACUGUGGCCUGGUUCGGUGGAUCUCUGCUCGGGACUCUGGGAAGGAGGAGGUGCUGCAGUCUGCAGAUUGCAGUGGAAACUGGUGAACAUGGACACAGCCUGCUUUGGGCUGAGAGGCAGUGCGUGCCCCCAUGCUCACUCCGAGGGGCGAGCAAGCUUUGGAGUGUCGCCUGUGGGGGGUGACAUGGGGUGUUGCUGGGGCCAAGCCCUUGCUGUAUAUCAGACAGGGCUAUUUCAGUGUGUGUCCACACAGGCCGCCCUCCUAUUAAUAACCCAAUAGAAGGGGCCGAGCCUGGUCCCGCCGCCUUCGCUGCAGUCUGCUGGUCCAGACGCUAACGUGGUUCCCAGGGCGAGGAAGCUGGGCUCAAUAUGCACGGUGAUGUCCUUCCACGACAGGCCUGGGCCUCGCUUGGCCCCUGCAUUCAGGAAAUGCUCACUGGCUGGCCAGGUUGCCUCACAGGGCCGUCUGUGUCAGGGAGAUUGUAGGCUUGAGCCCAACUCAGCUGUGCUCUCCUCAGAUGCUAUGCAACCCUUUCUAGAGUGGGGGAAGGAGGGACACGGUAGGCCAGGCUAUGCUGGGCUUCCCCACAACCGCCCUUCUGUUCGGGCAGGUCCACAGCCCCCAAGCGGAGGCUACAGCCCCUUUCCAUAGAGACUGACCUUCCUUUUUGUCCCCUUCUUCAUCUCAUCUCCCCAGACCUUCCCCAUCCUGGGCUGGCCUGAGCUGUGGGCCUGGAUCUUACGGUAAAACUCUGGCUUUAGAGUGUGGCCAUGACCCGGGAAAGGCCUAGGCUCUGGAGAAGGGCUUCAGGAACCUGGGGUUAAUCUGCUCCACAAGGUUUAGGGGCAGAACUAAACCCCUCUGUGCACUAAGGGCCCAUUCCCCCCCACCCCCAAGCCCUAAUGAGGCUCUUCCCAUCCCUGGGCCCUGGCAGCCUCUCCCUCCUCCUCCCCACCAGCUGAUGCCUUUGCUUGUAUGCUGCAUGUGCGAUGCAGCUCUCCCCUCUCUGGGAGGGUGGGGGUUGCAUUUUUUUUUACCUUGGGAAGCAUGUUGGGAACUCCUGCAGGGAGUCUUCACUGCAGGCGCUUUAAGCUGCACUGACACUUGUACAAGAAACCAAAUAAAGUCAUACACCCUGUGGA
Dermochelys coriacea (leatherback sea turtle) is the source of this 4967-nucleotide messenger RNA. It is a transcript of the gene ENTREP3, whose product is annotated as family with sequence similarity 189 member B. The record is from RefSeq and is a predicted model, not a curated record. The transcript has 12 exons. Bases 1501 to 3570 code for a protein of 689 amino acids. Gene Ontology annotation, cellular component: membrane. NCBI's taxonomy places the organism in Eukaryota, Metazoa, Chordata, Testudines, Dermochelyidae.